CCUGCACUGCAUUGGCCAUGCUGUACCCAGGUGAAGCCCCCUCCGCGCCCGUGAUGAUAUAAGACACCAGUGCCCGCCGCAGCCUGGGGAGCUGGGGCAUCGGUGGCUGCACAGGGAUGGCUGCCGAGGACAAGAGUCUGGACGCGUGGCCCCUGGGGCUGGGGCUCAAGAGCCCCCCGUAUACUCUGCCCUUGGGCCUGGAGGCGCCCGCACCCUCCAGCCGCAAGCUGGCGAUCCUGACCGCGGGAGCCGUCUUGGCCCUGGCCAUCAGCCUCGUGGGUGUCCUUGUGGGCACCUACCUGGGCCGAGCUGCCUGCAGCCAGGGAGUCGCUGACGGCUCCCUGCCAGCCCAGGUGCACGUGCAGAACGAGGCGGCGCUGCUGCUGGCGCUGAGCGAGCUGGGGGAGCAAGGUGCCGCGCCCGGCAUCACCUGCGACCUGAGGAACCACCUGAUAUUGUACCACGGGCAGCCUGAGGGCUGCGUGGGCCAGAAGAUGGACCCCGCGGAGCAGCUGCCACCCUGCCGGGAACUGGAGAGCUACUUCCAGACUGUGCUGAGCAAUGCCACACUGGGACUAGGACUGGAGAUGGGCAUGGACGUGCAGAGUGUGGGCGCGGGGACCCUGGGCAGCCUGGCUGUGCUGCUCUGCAGCAACAAGCCCACGUACCUGGUGGCAGCCAGCCCACCAUCUCCCCGGUACCACGGGCACCUGGCGGCCUAGCGUGUGCAGGGAGGGGACCAGGCUGUGGCUGCCUGGAGGUGCUGGAUGCUUUCCAGCCACAUCCACAAGUACUGACCCUGCGCAUCUUUGCAAGGGCCUGGCCCCGACUGUGGGGGCCGAGGCCCCACAAGGUUUUGCAUCGCUUUGCAGUGUAAUCCUAGCAAUAAACGUAGAUCUGC
This is a messenger RNA of Alligator sinensis (Chinese alligator), 901 nucleotides long. RefSeq lists its product as uncharacterized. The record is from RefSeq and is a predicted model, not a curated record. Bases 117 to 722 code for a protein of 201 amino acids. The transcript is spliced from 6 exons. Lineage: Eukaryota; Metazoa; Chordata; Crocodylia; Alligatoridae.